ACUGGCCAGGGGUUCCGGCUGCAUUUCUAUGAGCGCCACCGGCAGCUGCGGAGGUGCGGGAACCGGUCUGGGCGCGAGCUGGGCCGCUGUAGUCAACCACGCGCAGCUUUUAGGUUAAUUGAAUAAGAGAUCUGACCUGACGGGCCCAGCUGUACAACUCUUCAAGGACGCUUAACAUUCGCAGUAGAGAGGAACAGGGAUAUAGAUCAAGAUGAACGCCAUGCUGGAGACCUCCGAGCUCCCGGCCGUGUUUGACGGGGUGAAGCUGGCUGCAGUGGCCGCCGUGCUAUAUGUGAUCGUUCGGUGUUUGAAUCUGAAGAGCCCCACAGCCCCGCCUGACCUCUACUUCCAGGACUCGGGGCUCUCACGCUUUCUGCUCAAGUCCUGUCCUCUUCUGACCAAAGAAUACAUUCCACCGUUGAUCUGGGGGAAGAGUGGACACAUCCAAACAGCCUUGUAUGGGAAGAUGGGAAGGGUAAGGUCGCCACACCCCUACGGGCACCGGAAGUUCAUCACCAUGUCUGACGGAGCCACUUCGACCUUCGACCUCUUCGAGCCCUUGGCUGAGCAUUGUGUUGGAGAUGACAUUACCAUGGUCAUCUGCCCUGGAAUUGCCAAUCACAGCGAGAAGCAGUACAUCCGAACAUUUGUCGACUACGCCCAGAAAAAUGGCUAUCGGUGUGCCGUGCUGAACCACCUGGGCGCCCUGCCCAACAUUGAAUUGACCUCGCCACGCAUGUUCACCUACGGCUGCACCUGGGAAUUUGGAGCCAUGGUCAACUACAUCAAGAAGACAUACCCCCUGACCCAGCUGGUCGUCGUGGGCUUUAGCCUUGGUGGUAACAUCGUGUGCAAAUACCUGGGGGAGACUCAGGCAAACCAAGAAAAGGUCCUGUGCUGCGUCAGCGUGUGUCAGGGGUACAGCGCACUGAGGGCCCAGGAAACCUUCAUGCAGUGGGAUCAGUGCCGGCGCUUCUACAACUUCCUCAUGGCUGACAACAUGAAGAAGAUCAUCCUCUCGCACAGGCAAGCUCUUUUUGGAGACCAUGUGAAGAAACCCCAGAUCCUGGAGGACACGGACCUGAGCCGCCUCUACACGGCCACAUCCCUGAUGCAGAUCGACGACAAUGUGAUGAGGAAGUUCCAUGGCUAUAACUCCCUGAAGGAAUAUUAUGAGGAAGAAAGCUGCAUGAGGUACCUGCACAGGAUUUAUGUGCCUCUCAUGCUGGUUAAUGCAGCUGAUGACCCCUUGGUGCAUGAAAGCCUUCUAACCAUUCCAAAAUCUCUUUCAGAGAAACGGGAGAACGUCAUGUUUGUGCUGCCUCUGCACGGGGGCCACCUGGGCUUCUUUGAGGGUUCCGUGCUGUUCCCCGAGCCCCUGACGUGGAUGGAUAAGCUGGUGGUGGAGUAUGCCAACGCCAUCUGCCAGUGGGAACGUAACAAGUCUCAGUGCUCUGACACGGAGCAGGUGGAGGCCGACCUGGAGUGAGGCCUCCCGAACUCUGGCGUGUUCCAGCUGACCUCCUCUGGAACCCGCGUCCUUCACCGGCUGUUUCAGGUCUCCCAUCUCCCUCAGUGACCUGGAUCUGACCUCACACCAUCAACGGGGGCCACCCACCAGGCACACCUGUCCUGAAGUAGGUGGCAGUCCCUGGGAGCUCCAGGCUAUUUUUGUGCUUAGUUACUGGUUUUCUUCAUUGCAUUGUUAGCCAUGGUGACAAGUGACAGGGUUCCCACCCUCCUGUCCAGCUGCAGCACCUAAUUGCUUUGAAGCCAAUUACUUCUAGUUUCCCUAUUAAAAAUGUGUCUGAACAGCAGUUUUGCUUUGCCAUUCAAAAGGUCUUUCCCCAAGAACAGUGAAGGAUGUACGUUAUUUCGUGGUGGCUGUCUGUGUCCUUAUUUAGACCCUGAAAAGAGCUCACCAGUGUAGGCCACUGCUGAGGAUGCAGUUCAGCUGGGAGCCUGAGGACCUGGGCCUCCCAGGCCAGAGUGUGGCCUCUUACAUGGCAAAGAAAAUUCCCUGGAGUCACAAACCAAGUUUCUCCCUCACUGUCUUCUAAGACGGUUUUCCCACUUUGCUGAUGAUGAGAGUUACCUAGGGCGCUUGUUCAAACUUCAGCCUCCACGGUGCCUCCCCUUGGAAAAGCUGAUUCAGUGGGUC
Molecule: messenger RNA, 2161 nt
Organism: Diceros bicornis minor
Lineage: Eukaryota; Metazoa; Chordata; Mammalia; Perissodactyla; Rhinocerotidae
Gene: ABHD2
Product: abhydrolase domain containing 2, acylglycerol lipase
Exons: 11
Coding region: 212-1489 (425 amino acids)
Biological process (GO): acylglycerol catabolic process; steroid hormone receptor signaling pathway; sperm capacitation
Cellular component (GO): sperm flagellum; sperm plasma membrane
Molecular function (GO): acetylesterase activity; monoacylglycerol lipase activity
Source: RefSeq, a predicted model, not a curated record